Drosophila serrata is the source of this 1499-nucleotide messenger RNA. RefSeq names its product Reduction in Cnn dots 7 (gene Rcd7). Lineage: Eukaryota; Metazoa; Arthropoda; Insecta; Diptera; Drosophilidae. The record is from RefSeq and is a predicted model, not a curated record.
UAGCAGUGUCUAUAAAGAGAAAAGUAGUGUGUUCGAUCGUCCGUAAACGUUCACUUCGUAUACUGCUUUUCUCUAUUUUCGGAUUUGCAUUCCAUUCCAUUGACAAUCAUGGCUUCCGCAAAGCCAUUUAAUUUCAACGAAGAAAUUUCCGAAGUGCCGCCGUCGAAACGCAUGCAGCUGAAAGGCGAAAAGGCCACGGUUGCUGAGGCAAUCAACUUCCUAAAGACGCAAUGCGAGGUACGAACGGAGCACAAACCGGUGGAUCCAUCCACAGCGGAGGGGCCCACGGUGGCGGAUGAGCUCAAUGCGCGCCUGGCCAUGGUCCACGUGCGUGAGUCGAAAGCUAAGCGCAUUCGCCGCCUGGUAAAGUACCCAGCCAAGGAGAUGCAAGGCCUGUAUAGGUUUAUUUGCGUUUGCCCACGCUACCAACCCUGCUAUGUGCCUAGUGAGCCUACGGGCCAGAUCAUCAUCGACAGGGACGUACUGUCGCGGAAGGAGCAUAUCUGCUUCCUAGCCACCCCAAAGAAGGACUUCAUGUCGCCACAAUUGGCGCCGGGGGCGCAGCGCCCGCGUUACUACACAAAGAAGAUCGUCGUCAAUCAGUGCACAGCCCGCGUGGAACGUCUGGCCGAUCCGCAUCCGAUGCGAGUGAGCGACACGUUCAAAUACUUUAAGGACUACCUGUCGCCGCGCCACAUUGCCGCUCUGGAGAACCAGAUGAAGCCCAAACCACCGGUGGAGGCCAUGACCAUGGAGAGGGCUUUGGAGUACAUGGAGGAGGAGAUCCGACAACGCAGAGCGGCCAAGCGUGUGCAUAAGCGACGCUGCAAGGGCCUCAAGAAACGCAUCCUGCAGCGCCAGCAGAAACAAAUGCAGAAAAUCAUUUGCGUUCUUUUUGAGGAAAUGAAGGACUUCCUGCUUAACGAUCAGUUCAUAGUAGACGAGAACUCGCCCCUUUGCUGUAUCAUACUUGAAAGGCUUAGAGAAUUUACAGAUCAAGAGUUCUACACGACAAGUAACUUGCGAGAAUAUCAACGGAUCCUCGCUAACAAUCUGACCGUUUGGAUCAACAAGUUCAUAUCGAACCUGAACAUUUACCUGACGCCGCAACAACAGGCGCCCGAGCAACGCCCGAUGAUUGCCUACAACGAUCCCGAACAAUUCGUUCCCUUGUCGGAUUACAUUUCGCUAAGCGAAGAACUGGGCGUCGAAGAGAUGGUUGACGAUACAGAGCCAGAAUAUGGUGACUAUGAGUAUGGCGAGGAUUAUCUUCCCGAUGUCCUCAAUGCUGCCGAUGACUUAUCGGAGGACCAGUAACUAAGGCGUAGUGAACUUACCCUUCAUUUGAAGCCAAGUGAGCUCUUUGUAGACGCCGUUGCUGUGUACCUUGUUCCCGUGAUUUUUCAGAAUGUCGACUGGCAUGGCGCGGAAAAGGAAGUGUAGAAAAUUCUGUAAUAUGUCGACGAAAUUUUAUAGUGCGAACCCAAAUCAUAAGUACA